This is a messenger RNA of Hyposmocoma kahamanoa, 4114 nucleotides long. RefSeq lists its product as uncharacterized. The coding region runs from base 446 to 2371 and encodes 641 amino acids. The transcript is spliced from 9 exons. NCBI's taxonomy places the organism in Eukaryota, Metazoa, Arthropoda, Insecta, Lepidoptera, Cosmopterigidae. The record is from RefSeq and is a predicted model, not a curated record.
CUCUUCCUUCAGUAAGCCGCGAGACGUUGAUAGAGGCACACCUGCGCCGCGCUCUCUGAUUGCGAAUUUUUGAAAGUAAUCAUCAUUAAUUGGUGUUUUGAACAGUGUGAAAUCACGUACUUUUAGUAACACAACAUAACGAGUUAGCAUUCUUUAACAGUCGGUUUAAUAAACAUUUCGAAAGCUUCAAAGUCUUGUAUUUGAGCAAGGACAGUGUUUUGAAAGUUCUCAUUGGAGGCAUAUAUUAAGCGAAAAGUGUUUUUUUUUUUUGGUAAAAUUCUUGAAUUCCGGAUUGUUGCGUGUCUGAACGGAUACAAUAGAUUCAUCAUUUUUCACACGGUGCCACUCACUUUGAUUUCUGCUAUCACUUUGGGGAUUCUAACACAUUGCGUGGAAUAAUUCUACGUUACUGAUUUAAGCCAACAAUGACAUAAGGCACUACACGAUGGCGCUACGACUAAAGAAAGACAUCAAGAAAGCCUCCUACUACGUGUGGUUCCUUGGAGCCCAAGAAUCCAGAGGAUUACGUGGAGAGGAAUUUGCUUUACCAGCUAUCAGAUUGCUUGAAGAGAGGGCGAGAGACUUAGAGCCCUUUAAAGUUACCCUACAGGUUUCCCACAAAGGUCUGAAAAUCAUCCAAAAUGUAACGGCAAAAGGCAAACAGCAGACGAUAAAGCACUUCAUCCCUCACGGCAGCAUCACCAGUGCUGUGGUGCAAGGCGACGUGGUCGCCUGCGUUCUUCUGCUAUACAAUCCUCUAACCGGCUGUCCCGUCCAUGUCCAUGCUUACCGUUGUGACUCCGACCACACCGCAGAAAUGCUCUACACACAUCUUCAGGCUUUGAUAGACAGACCAGAAAACCAGAAGAAGUUCGCCGACAUCGAACGGAAACUACAGAUGAGAGGGGCAUUACCAGCUACCAAGAAACCUCCAGAUUCUUCCCUGGGCAGCGAAGUUUCCAGAGAAUCGGAUUCAGGAAGCAAUGAAGAACGCUGUGUGGCCAAUCUUUACGAUAGCUUGGCAGCUGAGUUGAAACAAAAGUUGUCAACAGGUAAAAAGGGUUUAGGUAAAAGCCCAAUCCUUCUACCACCUCGAGAUUAUGACACGGUACACCGUCAGAAAGGCAAUCUAAACAAUAUCGACACCCGCCGAUGUCUUAACCAGAAUAUAGUAGGGGUCAACGUGAGGAGGAAGCUUGAAUCUUCUGGGGGAAGCUCUGGAAUUGGCAGUGAUUUGGCUCCGUCCCCUGAGAGGAACGACUACACUAGGCAGCAUGAUAAUCAUAGUACUAGUGAGGAAGACUGGGCGGAGAGUACAGCCUACAUGAUGCACGAGGCAUUCGAGGCAUCUCCUCCGCGUCGCGCUGUAUCCCCUCGACGCAUCUCACCACCCCGCAGAGCUAUUUCUCCUCGCUUCGAUCGCAACUUCAACGACGAAUAUGAUGGCCAAUAUCGUGAGCAACUGCCACCAUUCAGGGAAGAAGCAUCUUUCGAUAGACGAUAUCGUCAGGAAUCUCUUGAACGUAACGAUAAAUCUGAGAAAUUCACAGAAGAUGUCCCAUACAGGAGGCGUUAUGUCGCGGAGACAAAACCUUCCAAUAGGAGUAUAGACAGAGUUGAUGAUAGAAGGUUUGGGAAACUUCAAAGAGGACUUAGCGAAGGUAGCUUGAAAGUUGCCGAUACGUCGCCAAAAGACCGUUUCAACGUUGCUAAGGAAAAAUUCAUGAACUUGGAAAGGGAAAGAUUUAAUAGAGAGCUGCAACAGCACAUGGCGCUAAGGAGAAGCAGGCUGGAGCGGAACAGCCGCUCGACUUCUUCCCCAGAGGAAGAGAGAAGAGAUGAGCGGCCAGAGAGGCAUAGAGAGAACUCCAGGAGGGAAUCAGAGCGUUCCUUGCUGGAGCGUCAUAGGGAACCAGAGAGGCGUAAAGAAGAUCGUAUUCUUGACGAGCCAAUUCGCAGGGAAGUUGAAAGACUCCCAAGAGUUGGAAGGAAACGUGAUGAAAAGAAGAGGUUUGAAUAUGGUGCUGAGGAUUACUUGAAUAGAAUUGAGCCAAAACCGCAUAGGGAAGACUUUGAUAGAUACAACAGAAGGGAGUUGGAUAGACGUAUUGAUGAAGAUGAGAUUAUUGAGCCGGUCAUUGAAGAUAGAAGAAGAGAUUGGCAUGGAAAUGAUAGACAGAGAGCGUUUUCUCGCUCUCGCCUGUUGGACGAUCAUCGUCAGUCUUAUGCUGAAGGUGAUAGAGAUCGGUUUUUCGAAAGAGAUUUCAGAGACUUCCGUGACUUAGCUGACAGGCAGCCGGGGGCAAAGUUCCGCCAUAGUUAUGCGGAACCUAUACCUAGAGGACGACUGGGAACCGUCAGACCUUACUGAAUUGCCAUAAUAAAUAGAAAAGACAUGACCUGACGUAUUGACGCCAUCUUGGUAAUAUGUACCUUUGUAUUGACGAAAAAUUAUUGUUAUAUAAAAAUGAAAAAUGUGUUUUGGUUAUAUAGAUUUAAUAAUGAUGUUUUUUGGACUAAGAUGAUUAAUUAUAUGAAUAAAAUAAUUUAUAUUUGUAGUGUAUUGGGUAAAAGUUAUUAACAAAAAGAAAUAAGGGUGCGAGCAACGUGAAGUUGUGAAUUUCUAUUGAUAAUUAAGAGUAUAGUCAGAUAUAAUAAAAUUGUGCCUACAUGUUAGUUUUAUUCAAUACUCAAUAAUUAUGACCUGCUAUAUACAGACCAUAUUUUGUAAAUAUAAAUUAUAUAAAAAUUGUACCUUUAUAUCAACAUAGGUUAAGCAGUACUUGUUACUUUUUGUAAUCUGUUUAAUUUUAUUUCAUUUAUAUUAAAGAUCAUUAAUUUUCAAAUCGUGAAAUAUUCCACAAUAAAAUUGAAAUGAGAUUAAUAUAAAAAAGGUAUAGUUAUUUAAUAAUAUUAUGUUAAUCUGUAAUAUAUUUUAAGAAAAGCUGAAUGUAACUUAUAGUACGUACCUAUUUUUAUGGAAGUUGUCUUGCUUUAAUGCCUCACGUACCGAAAUUCAUACGCGCAAUUUCGGAUCUGUGUGGUGCUACAUACACUAGAGUUACUGUUACAUGCUAGAAAUAUGGCAGAAUGUUGUCUUGUCAUAUUUUUCUUCCGAUAUUGCGUAUUAAAUGAAACAUUCAUAUAAAAGGCGGGCACGCGUUUACGCUCCUUAUUCGCGUUCAGCAUUUAUGGCGGGGUACUCACUAGCGAGUUGUAACUGUAACAUGUACAGUACAGUAACGAGGUUCAGUGUGUACGCCUGAAACAUUCUGCACUCUUUAGAAUGAGUGCCUAGUUCUCGUCGGCUCACUGUGAACCGCACGUGUUCCACUCGCGGCAAGCUCGCAAACCACGUACACGCUAUGACUUUUGGUAACAUAACAUGCAACUGUUCCAGUUACAACUCCCUAGUGAGUACCCGGCUUAUAACAUCUGAAGGCGUAACACUUCCAGGAGGCGUUUUGUCCAUUUGGGUCAAUACAUGGGAUUUUGUCCAGACCUUACUACUGGAAUCACCAAAUCAACCAUAUUUAUAUGAUAAUUAUAUAGAUAUUGAAGGUAUUUCAACAACAACACUAUAGGCCUUGUUCAGAGUGGAGGUAGGCACGGAUGCGGGUGCGAGUGCGUGUAAGUCAAAUGUACGUAGACGUUUGUCGAGGCCGAUACGGGCGCGGCAUCUCUAUUGGCUCAGUCCGCUCGUAAGAUUCACAGCUCUUAGUUUAGCGUCUGUUUGCAACUUCAACGUGUGGAUCUAACGAUUUUAGUCGCUUCGGCGCUGUGAAAGGCAAGACGCCAAGACCCGCGCGCCCGCACCCGCGUCGCGCCUGCACUCUGAAUGAGCCCAUAGACUUCCCGUUAAAAUUUUAUUCAGCUUCCAUUUGCUACCUUUUCAAAAGUGUCUAAAAUCAAGUCGUAUAUUGGCUAUAUCAUAUACCUAGUGCAUUUUAAAAUACUUUUAAAGAAGGCAAAUAGGUAUACAUAUAAGUUACAUUCUGUAUAAAUUAAGAUUAUACUAAUAUACCAGUGACAUCACUAUAGUACUUGGAUUUAUCGCAGUCCGUCCAAACCAGAAACGAUGUAUUCUAUAUUUGUACAAUAUGAAUAAACGAUU